Chrysemys picta bellii (western painted turtle) is the source of this 2936-nucleotide messenger RNA. The record is from RefSeq and is a predicted model, not a curated record. Lineage: Eukaryota; Metazoa; Chordata; Testudines; Emydidae.
AUGGACAACUGUGGGAACUCUAGUCAAUUUGAAGUGCAAAUUACUGGCUACUUUGCCUUCACUUCAGUGUCUGUUUCCAUCUCCAAUUACCAGUUUGAUAAGAAGAUUAUGGUAAAUUGGGGAGAGAUGGUGCGGGUCAGCCUACCAGAGUCAGUUGGAAUUAAGGGCACUACCAAGUUCUCCAAUGUGGUCCUAGUCAAGGCUGACAAAGAUAUCUCAGUAGUGUCCGUCAGCAACAAACAUGUGAGCCCUGAGACCACUGUGCUGUAUCCUGUCUCCAGCUUGGGAAAUGAACACUACAUAGUGACUCCCCCUACAGAAUCCUUAGAUAGUUACCCAGAGUUCUCUGUUAUGACAUACGAAGACCGCAACCUUGUGACGGUCCAUGUGAAAGUCUACAUCUCUGCUAAUGUGGGCAUCCAGGUGGUGUUCUACAGCGUGGGCGCAGCUCUCCCUAAUUCCUCCCACGCCUUCCUGAUGAAUGUUCCAGAUGUUGCCAGUUACUGCCGGAUGUAUUCUAUAAAUGCCCAGGAGGGCUUCGAGAACUUUGCCUUGAUGGUGGCCAAUACAUCAGAGACUGGCGCCAUCAUCCUAGACAAUCAGCCUGUAAGGGAUGUGGUGUGGAACCGAGUCGCUGGCACUGAGUUCGUUUGGAGCAUGCAUACGCUUGCAUCUGCCAUCAGAUCCCAUGCUGUGGAACAUCCCAGCUCUCCAUUUGCGCUCCUGAGUGUUGGCACUGCCGCCAUGGACAGCUAUGGGAUUCCGGGUUCCUGCAGGAAGAAUGUUACCUUUAAAUGCCAGACUGAGACUCCUCAGAUACAAGAGCAGUUGGAGAUGUGCAAAGAUGUCUUUCUGCAGGGCAGCAACAGUGAAUUUUGCUCCUUCAUGAAUUCAACCUUAGUGAAUUUGGAGACCAUGUGUGCCCAGGACAGAGCAGUAUCGCUGAAGGUCAGAGCUUCUAUCCCUACGUGUGUGGGCGCUCUAUGGCCAAAUGCCCUGAGCACUGGAAUAGCAGAAGUUGCUGGCCCCUUUGGUUCCUUCUUGAAUAGCUCCACCCUCAGUGCUGGUGGGAAUGGGAGCGAGAGGGAGGUGGCCUCUGCCGUGAUGUUCCUCCUGCAGAGUGUGGAAUUGGCUGCACUGACGGCUGCUUUGAAGUCUCCGGAGACGAAGACCCAGAACGUGACAACAGAGUCUAUGGCUAUCGAGACGCUCCUCGUUGUCCCGACUGCAGGUCCCUGUGAUGAGGUCUUCAGGCUGAGAGCUCAGGAGGAGACAAUGGACAUUCACUGUGAUACGGUCACCAGAGCAGCCACAGAAGAUUCUUGGGCUGUUGCUUUUAUUUCUUAUUCCACACUGGACUCCAUCAUUAACAAGAGAUUUCUCAACGAGGGAGAUCUAAUGGCUGAUGAGAAAUUGAGGAAUUUUCACCUGAAUUCCAGGGUGGUGAGUGGGGCUGUCGGAGAUGGGAGGCCCAUGAACCUCUCCAAACCUGUGAACGUCACCCUGAGCCAUAGACAGGCAAAGAAAGAGGAGGAAGAGGCUCACUGCAUUCACUGGAAAUUCAUCACUGGGAAAGGCACCUGGUCUCCAGAUGGCUGCACCGCUGUGCACACGAACAGCACUCACACCAUUUGUAGCUGUAACCAUCUCUCCAGCUUCGCACUCCUUAUGGGUCACACCGGAGUGGAGGAGAGUGACCCACUGAGCAUCAUCACCUACAUGGGACUGACCCUUUCUCUGCUGUGUCUCCUCCUCGCCAUUCUCACCUUCCUCCUGUGCCGCUCUAUCCGCAACGUCAGCACCUCCCUUCACCUGCAGCUCUGCCUCUGCCUCUUCCUGGCCGACCUGCUCUUCCUCACCGCAGUGACCCGCACCAGCAGUCGGGUGGUGUGUGCUGUAAUUGCUGGCUUCCUACACUACCUCUUCCUGGCCUGCUUCACCUGGAUGUUCCUGGAGGGGCUGCACCUCUUCCUCACUGUCAGGAACCUGAAGGUUGUGAAUUACACCAGCGCCAGCCGGUUCAAGAAGAGAUUCAUAUACCCAUUCAGCUAUGGAUUCCCAGCCUUGGUGGUGGCUAUUUCAGCAGCGGUGAAUCCUGAAGGCUACGGAACUUCCAAACACUGCUGGCUCAGCCUGGAGAGAGGAUUUCAUUGGAGCUUCCUGGGACCAGUCUGUGCCAUAAUCCUGAUAAAUUUAACAUUUUUUCUUGUAACCCUCUGGAUCCUGAGAGACAAACUCUCCUCCCUUAAUGAAGAUGUGUCCACUCUCAAAGACACCAGACUACUGACUUUUAAAGCUAUCGCCCAGCUAUUCAUUCUGAGCUGCACGUGGAGUCUUGGUCUCUUCCAAGUUGGCUCAGCAAAAAUGGUCAUGGCGUAUUUAUUCACCAUUGUCAACAGCCUGCAGGGAGCCUUCAUCUUCCUGGUGCACUGUCUCCUCAAUCGCCAGGUGAGAGAGGAGUACAGGAGAUGGAUUAAAGGCACAAGAAAAACCAGCCCCACUACUCAAAAUUUUACUCUGUCCAUGUCCGCUGUCACUACCAGCACCAAGAUGGUGAGUUGGGGAGAGCCCUCCACUUCAUCUCUGUGAAACAGUCACCUCUCCAAUCAACGAUGUUUAUCAUACAGCCGGCUUUGCUGUGGGGCAGGUGCUUCAGCCGCCAUUCUUCAUCACAACUACAUACACAACCUGGAAGGGGAAGCAGGAUAGGACAAAAUCCACAACUCCUGAAUUCAAAGGCCACCCUAGGCUUGUAGCUGGGUAUCUCUCCCAGAUUUAAAGGGCCAGAUGCCAGGUUCAGAGAGCAGUUAUUUCUUAGGGAAAGCACACCAUGCGGGAGGAGGGGAGUGAUUUGCAGAGCCCUCGCGUGUUAUGUGUGUGAGUUAGCUCUGCAGGUUCACUGUAAUGUGUAAAUAAUAAAAUAACCUGCUUAUGGA